AUGAAGCACCUUUUCCUGUUCAUCACCUGCUUCGUAUGUUACACAUGUGCGGUUGAAGUCGGCACCACGAAUGGAGUGGUAAGCGGUGUUCAGCUGCUCACUGGAGACCAAAAAGUCAAUGUGUGGAGAGUAAGUCGUUUUUUUUUGAUUUUUUUGCGGGAAAAAUGUUUUUCAAGCAAAGUUUGAAUUUUGCACAGUGCAAAAACAAAAAAAUCUCGAUUGCACGGUGCGAAAUAAAAAUCUGACUGGAAGUAAAACUGCGACACAUAAAAUGAUGCACAGUGCGUAUGCAGCGACAUUUCGCACGGUGCGAAAUUGAAAACUGGCCGCACAGUGCGGCAAUUUUGAAACUGCACUGUGCAGUCGAAAGAAAUGAAAUGCUUUGAAGUGAAAAUAUUGUAUUUACGAAAAAAAACCGAUUCUAGUAUGUUGCCAGAGGCAGUUGACAACUUUCCUUAAAUUUUUUUCCCUUUUGGUCGCACUGUGCAUCAAGAAAUUCGCUUGAAUUUAAACUGCACGGUGCGAAAACAAAAAAUUUUUGAUUGCACGGUGCGAAAUAAAAAAUUGAUUGCAGAUAAAAUUGCGACGAGUAAAAUGACGCACCGUGCGUAUACAGCGACAUUUCGCACUGUGCGAAAUUGAAAACUGGCCGCACAGUGCGGCAAUUUUGAAACUGCACUGUGCAGUCCAAAGAGUGUGAAAUAUUUUGAAAUGAAAAUAUCGUAUCUACUAAAAAAGAAGUUUAUGAUAUUGCCAGAGGCAGUUGACAACUUCCCUUAAAAUUUUUUUCCUUUUGGUCGCACUGUGCAUCAAGAAAUUUGCAUAAAAUUAAACUGCACCGUGCGAAAUGCAAACUUUUGAUUGCACAGUGCGGAAAAAAGAUAAAUACUAAAAGUAAAUAGAAUUUUUGGGCCUUCUAGACAACAUUUUUUCAGGGUGUCCCUUAUGCAAACCCACCGACCAACGAACAACGGUUUCACUACGCGGUGGCCAAGGACGCCUGGACUGGCCGUUAUAAUGCGACUUUUUAUCGUCCAAACUGCUACCCCGGCUAUUCAUUGGACAACGUUGCCACCAGUUACAGCGAGGACUGCCUGUACAUAAAUAUUUUUGCAGAUAAUCGAUGUUUGGUAAAAAAAAUUUUUUGAUUUUUCCCAAAUUUUUAAAAUUUUUCGUAUAAAAUGUCCCUCUUUUUCAGUCCAAAUUAUGCCCAGUGAUAUUCUACAUAAAUUCAUCGCCAUAUGACCUACGCGAAGACCCCAAAUUUAACGAAAAUUUGAUUGUGAAAAAAUUUGCGAGCAAAAAUUUUGUGGUCGUCGUGCCUCAAUAUCGCCAAGGAAUCUUCGGCAAUCUGGACCUGGGAAGGUCGACUGGCUCCGCUCCGUAUAAUCUGCAACUGUGGGGUGAGGAAUUUUUUGUGUUUUGGAGUUUUUAGUUUUAGAGUAUGUUGCACAGUGCAAAAAUGUAGGCUUUUUUCAAUUAGAAAAUUGCACAGUGCAAAAAAAUCAAAAAAUUUUUUUGUAAAAUAGGGUUUUUGAAAAGCUUUGAAAAAUUUUCGAUGUUUUAGACAUCUUGCACUAUGCAAAAAUAAACGUUUUUCUCUAAAAAAUUGGACUGUGUGAAAAAAUCAAAAAUUAAAAAAAAAAUUUUUUGUAAAAUACGUUACUUCUUAUAAGGUUGAAAAAUUUUCCGUAUUUUAGUCGUAAAAACGCAUUUUUUUCACUUCAAAGGCACUGCACGGUGCAACCCUAUAGGGUUUUUUCAACUAAAAUUCUGCUCUGUGUAAAUCCAUAGGAUUUUUUCAACUAGAGAACUGCACUGUGCAAAAAAGUAACAAAAAUUUUUUUUGUAAAAUACGUUUUUUCUGUUCAUAUACUUUUUUAUCGUAUUUUAGACCUGAUUCAAGCCUUGGAAUGGACCAAUCAUGAGAUUGGAUCCUUUGGCGGAGCAUCGGACCGAGUUGCUUUGAUGGGUCAAGGCGCUGGAGCCGAUGACGUCAUUUAUUUGGCCACUUCGACCCGAAUCAAUCCUUCACAUUUCAAUAGAAUUAUUGUGUUUUCUGGAAUAGCCCCAAUUUUGUAUCAUCCGAGCCAAAAAAUUUCAGUCGAAGUCAGCGAAACCGUGGGGGUAAGUUGAUUUUUUCAUAUGAAGAAAAAAUUUUUGGAGAUUGUAAAAUACGAGUUAGGGCAUUCCGUCUCUUUUUUAUUGACUUGGCAUACCGUCGUAAUUUACGUUUUUUAGUUUUUGAUUUUUUUGCACAGUGCAAAUUUCUAGUUGAAACAAGCCUACGGUUUUGCACUGUGCAAAAAAUUUUUUUCUUUACUUUUUGUGAUUUUUUAAUUUUUAAAUUGUAAAAUACGAAUCUCUGAAGACCUUUUCACGACACAACCUUCCCAUAAAAACGUUUUUUUUAUUGAAAUUCAAGCUUUUUUCGAGGUUUUUUGCACAGUGCAAUUUUCUAAUUGAAAAAAGCCUACGAUUUUGCACUGUGCAAAAAAAAUUUUUUUUUAAAGUUUUUGUGAUUUUUAAAUUGUAAAAUACGAAUCUCUGAAGACCUUUGCACAGCACAAUCUUCCUAUCAAAACGUUUUUUUAUUCAAAUUUAAAACUUUUUUUGAUGUUUUUUGCACUGUGCAAUUUUCUAGUUGAAAAAAGCCUACGAUUUUGCACUGUGCAAAAUAUUUCAAUUUUUGCGGUAUUAAAAUUCUGGAAAAGGUAAAAUACGAGUUCUCCUUGCUUUGCAGCGCAUUUUCUGAAAUUUUUAUCCAAAAUUUUUGAAAUUUAAAAAAAAAAAUUUUUUUAUUUUUUAAAUUUUUUUUAUUUCCAGUGUCACAACUCUUCCUCGCUCUCGGACGAACUUCUUUGUCUUCAAAACACUUCAUUCAACACUCUAAUAUCCGCAAUUCCGUCCGGUUUUCCCCAAAAAUCAUCGCUUUUCCGCCCACAAAUCGACAAUCUCCUGAUUUACAGCGAUUUAUGGGAAAAUCCCAAGAAAUAUUUCAACUCCAAGCCCCUUCUGGCCAUCACCAACGAAUUUGAGGAUCAAAAUUUGUCCAACGAGCAGGAGGAAUGUGUCGAAAGUCUCUCUUUGUUCGGAUAUUUUUCGAAAAGUUCGCUAAACGCGUGCGAAAACUUUUUCAACGACUCGGCCGAGAUUGCAAAUUCCGCAAAAAAUGCGUUUUUCGUGCGAUUGGCAAGUGUCAAUAAACGGGAGACGUUUAUUGGAGUGACCGCGGAGGAUAUUUUCACCGAACUGGACGAUUUGGAAAGCGAAAAUUCCAGCUUCAUAAAAGAGUUUUUCCCCGAUGUAAUUAGACGAUUUGUGAUGACUGGACAACCUUAUACUGGUAGGAAUUUUUUGGGAAAAAAUUUUUUGAAAUCUCAGAAAAAAUUUUUUUGGCACAGUGCAACUUUGUAGUUGAAAAAAGCCUACGUUUUUGCACAGUGCAAAAAAAAAUUUUUUUUUGAAUUUUAUGAUUCGAAAUUUUUUCAAAUGUAAAAUACAAAUUUCUGAAGACGCUUACACAACACAACCUUCCAAUAAAAAACCUUUUUUUAUCCAAAUUUAAACUUUUUUCGAUGUUUUACGCACAGUGCAAUUUUGUAGUUGAAAAAAGCCUAUUAUUUUGCACAGUGCAAUUUCGUAGUUGAAAGAAGCCUAGAAUUUUUCACUGUGCAGAUUUUUUGAUUAGAAAAAUGAGCGUAAAUCGUCAAAAAACACUAAAAGUUUCAAUUUGAAAAAAAUAAUUUAGCACAGUGCAGAUUUUUAGUUGAAAAAAGCCUAUGUUUUCGCACAGUGCAGUUUUGUAGUUAGACAAAUAGGCACAAAUUAGGAAGUAAAUCGCGAUUUUAAGUAACACAGUAAAAUUUUCGAUUUGAAAAAAAAAAAAAAAUUUUGCACAGUGCGGAUUUUUCGUUGAUUUUUUUUUCAAAAAAUCACGUUUUUUUGGACCCAAAUUUUUUUCUCAACUCAUUUUUAUUUUCAGACUGGCCCAAGACGGACAAGGAAGGUCAAAAUUUCUACUACAUCAAGGUGGAUUUGAACUCCACUUCCAAAAUUUUCCCCUCCCCAAUAAAUAACCAACACUUUGACGAGAAUGGCGUCCAUUUUUGGCUGGACACUCUGGCCGAGGUCGAAAAAAAUUCCACCCUCUCCACGGACAAGAUUAAUUUCGAAAGUCUGCAGGGAAUUUUGCACAGUAAUGGGACCGAAAUUCGGCGAAAAAAUUGUUGCACAAGAGACAAAUUUCGAUGGCUGCCGUGGACGCGGAACCGAUGCCCGUGCUCUAAUUCAACCGAUGAUGAUGUUGGGAGUGAGUUUAAAAUUUUAGAGGCAGAAAAUUUUAUUUUUUCAAAAAAAAAAAUUUUUUGCACAGUGCAGAUUUUUAGUUGAAAAAAGCUUAUAAUUUUGCACAGUGCAAAUUUUUAGUUAAAAAAACCUAUAAUUUUGCAUUGUGCAAAAACUUUUUUUUUAAUUUUUUAAAUAUAAAAUAAAAAGUACAAAAAAAUACCCAAUUUUUGCACGGUGCGAUUUUGUAGUUUAAGAAAGCCUAGAGUUUCGCACUGUGCAAUUUCGUAGUUGAAAAAGCCUACAUUUUUGCAAAAAAUCGGGGUUUUUUUUUGUAUUUUUGAUUUUAAAUUAAAAAAAAUUUUAGCAUAGUGCAAAAUUAUAGGCUUUUUUGAACUAAAAAUUUGCACUGUGCGAAAACGUAGGCUUUUUUCUACCACGAAAUUGCACAGUGCAGAUUUUUAACUGAAAAAAGCCUAGAAUUUUGCACAGUGCAAUUUUGUAGUUCAAAAAAGCCUACAUUUUUGCACUGUGCAAUUUUGAAUGUAGUUGAAAAUGUAUUUUUUGAAAUUUUUCUACCAAAACAUUACAUUUUGAGGUCUAAAUUACAUUUCCUUUCAGCAACAACCUCUUCAACCACCCGUCAAACCACAAUUUUCGACCAUAAAAGUCAUCACAACCGAAAUUUUACCGAUUUUCCUUGGAAAAAAGGCCAUUCUCGACGAUUUGGGAGCUCGACAAGAUUUUUUGGCUCUUCUACAGUAACCUACAGUACUCCCACUACCAGAAAAAUCCCACAAACUUCAAAUUGGACCCGGUUUCGGCACUCCGAACGGCAUUCGAACACUCAAAUUUACCCCAUUAAAUUUUCAGAAGUAAUAUCUAGUACAAUAUCGCCGGAAAACCCCCAAAAUUUGGCCGAGACCACCACAAAAGCCGCUGAAAAUGCGACAGCGGUCCAAGAUACGGCUCCCAAUUACUAUGACACACUGCUUUGGACCAGAUACAUCAACUUUCUGACCUUUUUUAUCAUGAUCAUCAUGGCUGUGGGGAUCGUUGGAUUGUCCCGCCUGCUGUAUUACCAAAUGGCGGCUCGGGGCGGCGAAAGCGCCCGCAAAAAUUUGGGAGAACUCCGACAAAUUUUGACCACAACUCCGCCCCAAAAAGGAUAUGGGUUGAUCGAUGAAUGA
Molecule: messenger RNA, 5477 nt
Organism: Bursaphelenchus xylophilus (pine wood nematode)
Lineage: Eukaryota; Metazoa; Nematoda; Chromadorea; Rhabditida; Aphelenchoididae
Source: the annotation of a GenBank genome assembly